UUUGUGAAGGUAAAUACAUGGGGAAAUGUUGUGUAUGAUGAAUAUGUUCGCCCGUUGGAAUACAUUGUUGAUUUUCGAACUAAGAUCAGCGGGAUUCGACCCCGAAACUUGAAAAAAGCAAAAGAAUUUUCUGCUGUUCAGAAAAAGGUUUCUGAAUUGAUCAAAGGAAGAAUCCUUGUAGGACAUGCUUUGCACAAUGAUUUAAAGGUGCUAUUAUUGAGUCAUCCCAGAAGGGAUAUUAGAGAUACUGCAGAAUAUCAGCCCUUCCUCAGGAAAGGACGCAGGAGAGCUCUCAGAGAUCUUGCAGCUGAAAUUCUCGGCGUCAAAAUUCAGCAAAAGGAGCACUGCUCUGUAUGUGAAAUCCUACAUUUUAAA
This is a messenger RNA of Phalaenopsis equestris, 375 nucleotides long. Its product is annotated as RNA exonuclease 4-like. Gene Ontology annotation, cellular component: nucleus. Lineage: Eukaryota; Viridiplantae; Streptophyta; Magnoliopsida; Asparagales; Orchidaceae. Gene Ontology annotation, biological process: rRNA processing. The annotation marks the transcript as partial. The record is from RefSeq and is a predicted model, not a curated record. The transcript is spliced from 4 exons. Gene Ontology annotation, molecular function: 3'-5' exonuclease activity; nucleic acid binding.